GAAAGAAACAUGAAGUGGCUUGGGAUCCUCAGGCUGCUGGCCCUCUCAGAGUGUCUAGUCAUAAUCCCUCUGAGGAAGAUCAACACCUCGCAAGAACACCUCAGGGAGAAAAACCUACUGACAAAUAUCCUGGAGGGGAAAAUGGAUGACAGGUCCCUGAAUGAAACUGAUGACCCGAACAUUUCUCUGCACCCCCUCAGGAAUCACCGGAAUCUGUUCUACUUUGGAAACAUCACCAUAGGAACGCCCCCUCAGGAGUUCAGGGUCGUAUUUGACACAGGCUCAGCUGACUUGUGGGUGUUCUCCAUCUACUGCUCAAGCCCUGCCUGCCGUGCAAAGAAUCUCUUCAACCCUCACUUGUCCAGAACCUUCCAGGGCACACAGGAUUACUUCUACAUCAGAUAUGGCACUGGGAUAAUUAUUGGAUCUCUUGGCUAUGACACUGUCCGGAUCGGAAACCUUGCUGCCCUGGGCCAGGCAUUUGGAUUGAACAAGUGGCAGACUGGGUAUGAAAAUAAACCUUAUGAUGGCAUCCUGGGCCUGGCUUACCCCAGCCUCGCCAUUAAAAGGACCACCCCCAUCUUUGACAACUUGAAGACACAAGCUGUUAUUUCUCAGCCUGUCUUUGCCUUCUACUUGAGCGACCAGAAGGAAAAUGGCAGUGUGGUGAUGUUUGGUGGGGUGGACCACAGCUACCACAAAGGAGAGCUCAGGUGGAUGCCAGUGUCUAAUGCCCACCACUGGCAGAUGACCGUGAACCGCAUCACCAUGGGCAGAAUGGAUAUUGGUUGUUUCAAUGGCUGUGAGGUCAUGCUGGAUACCGGGACGGGAUUGCUGGUUGGCCCAACUAGAUCGAUCACCAUCAUCCGGAAGCUCAUCAAUGGCACACGGUUUGGUCAAGAGUACGUGGUUCCAUGUAGCUUCAUCACUCAACUGCCUACCUUCACCGUCAACAUCAAUGGCACUGAUUACCCAGUGCCUGCUCAAGCCUACAUCUGGAAGAGUCCUGAGGGCCAAUGUUUCAGCACCUUUCGAGAGCACCCAGUGACCUCAAACAAGUCAGAGAUCUGGAUCCUUGGUGAUGUCUUCCUGAGGCUGUAUUUCUCGGUUUACGAUCGGGGAAACAACAGGAUUGGCCUGGCUCCUGCAGUGUAA
Messenger RNA from Hippopotamus amphibius kiboko, 1155 nucleotides. Its product is annotated as pregnancy-associated glycoprotein 2-like. Gene Ontology annotation, biological process: proteolysis. The transcript has 9 exons. Gene Ontology annotation, molecular function: aspartic-type endopeptidase activity. NCBI's taxonomy places the organism in Eukaryota, Metazoa, Chordata, Mammalia, Artiodactyla, Hippopotamidae. The record is from RefSeq and is a predicted model, not a curated record. The coding region runs from base 10 to 1155 and encodes 381 amino acids.